This is a messenger RNA of Papaver somniferum (opium poppy), 966 nucleotides long. RefSeq lists its product as uncharacterized. NCBI's taxonomy places the organism in Eukaryota, Viridiplantae, Streptophyta, Magnoliopsida, Ranunculales, Papaveraceae. Gene Ontology annotation, biological process: SCF-dependent proteasomal ubiquitin-dependent protein catabolic process. The coding region runs from base 1 to 966 and encodes 321 amino acids. Gene Ontology annotation, cellular component: nucleus; cytoplasm. The transcript is spliced from 3 exons. The record is from RefSeq and is a predicted model, not a curated record. Gene Ontology annotation, molecular function: cullin family protein binding.
AUGUCAUCGUCUAAUGAGAAGGAUGUGUUACUUAAAAGCUCAGAUGGAAAGAGUUUCCUAGUUAAUGGAGUUACAAUUGCCGUUUCUGAUACCAUAAGGAAUGUGAUGGAAGACACUUGCAUAUGCGAAGGCAUCCCAUUGCCUAAUGUGAGGGGCGUGAUUUUGGAAAAGGUCAUUCAAUACUGUGAAAAGUAUUCUGAAGAAUCUGAACAACAAAAUUGGCCUGGAGAAUAUGCCAAGCUCAAUGAACCUUUACUCUUAGAUAUACUUUUUGCAGCAGAUUAUCUAAAUAUCAGAAGCUUACAGGAUUUGAUGUGUUUCGCAAUUAGCAAGUUAGUUGCAGGAGACCCGGGCAGAGAUCCUUACUGCCUUGAACAUUUAGGGGAUGGUGGUUGUGGUGGUGGUGACGGUGGUGGCGACGGCGAUGGUGGUGGUUCUGGUGGUGACGAUGGUGGUGGAAGCGGUGGUGGUGGUUCUAGUAGUGCUAAUGAGAAAAUGGUGUUACGGAAAAGCUCAGAUGGAAAAAGCUUCCUAGUUGAGGGGGUUACAAUUGCGGUUUCUAAUACCAUAAGGAAUGUGAUAGAAGAUACGUGCAUAGACGAUGGCAUUCCAGUGCCAGUCCGCGGCAUGGUUUUGGAAAAAGUCAUUCGAUACUGUGAAAAGUAUCAUGAACAACAAAAAAGGAAGUAUCAUGAACAACAAAACUGGCCUGGCGCAUAUGCCAAGGUCAAUGAACCAUUACUGUUAGAUAUUCUUUUCGCUUCUGAUUACUUAAAUAUCAGCAGCUUGCAGGAGUUUAUGUGCCUCACUAUCAGCAAUUUGGUUUCAGGCAAGACCCGGGAAGAGAUUUUUGCUGCCUUGAACAUUAAGGAAAAUCUUGACUCAGAGGAGGAGGCUCAUCUACAAAGAACACUGACCAGAUUGGGCUAUGUUUUUCAGAGCGGAGAUUGGAUGACCGGUCGUUGA